Molecule: messenger RNA, 2994 nt
Organism: Sapajus apella (tufted capuchin)
Lineage: Eukaryota; Metazoa; Chordata; Mammalia; Primates; Cebidae
Gene: IL4I1
Product: interleukin 4 induced 1
Exons: 8
Coding region: 1272-2978 (568 amino acids)
Biological process (GO): amino acid catabolic process
Molecular function (GO): polyamine oxidase activity; L-amino-acid oxidase activity
Source: RefSeq, a predicted model, not a curated record
AUCCGCCAACCUCAGCCUCCCAGAGUGCUGGGAUAACAGGCAUGAGCCACCGCCGGCCCUUGUCGCUGUUUUUGCUGACCCGAGCUCUUUCGGCCUGGGGCCCGUCCAGCUCUCUGAUGGUUUCCCGUAGACUUCUUACUCACAUUCACCCCCAGCCCUCCCUGGCCAUAAACCACAUCCCUCUUUGAUUUACUGCAGGCGUUUCCCAUCUUCUUGGUAAUGCCCCUGACAACCCUUAAUCAGGAGAAUUGCUCCCUCUGCUUUUCCCCCUCACCAAGCCCCCGGCUCCCUCUCCCCCCACCCCCACGGAAAGUCCCCGCUGUUUCUUCUCCACCCCCGCCCACUUCAAGGUGCUGCCCCACACCCAGCCCUGAGCACUAAGGUGGUUCUCAAGGCAGGGAUGGGUGAAGCCUGAGCUCUUCCACCUGCUGGGUGGCCACUCACAGAACCCCUCCCCCAGGGCCCCUGCGGCCACAGCUCCUGGCAUUUCCAAAGGAGCUGCUUCCUGUACUACCUGGUCCUAAAACACCGUGACAUCCCCAUUUGACAGCUGCAGACAGGAGCCACAGAGGGGAGGGCGGGCUCACAGCCCACGUCCUGACCCCUGGGCCAUGGCUGUCAGUCCUACUGCUGCUACACCCUUUUGACAGAGGGGGAGACUGAGGCUCUGAGUGGCAAGUGAAGGGGGAAGUGGAACCAUGGGAGGCCCCAUAGGACAUGGCAUCACCUGAUGGAGAGGGACCUGGAGGGGAAAAUUGGCCUGGCCCAGGGACUGUAGCCCCUCUGUCCCCAGGCCGCAGGAAUCAAGGCAGCAUGGGGGAGGGUAGAAACAACGGCUCCGGUGAUCAGGGACAGGGGCGGCCGAGGGGCAUUCCCCACUGUCGACACAGUUACCUGAGCAUCUAUUUCUGGCCUCCAAACCACCCCAGAACUAUCUGGGGCAAAAGGAAGAAGAGACUGAGCGACUUCCUCGACCCCCUUUCUCCAACCUCAGCUAGACUGAGUAUCUCACUCUGUGACUCCAGAAAACCAGUUUCAUUUCCCUUGGCCAAUUUCCCAAAAGGAGGGGUGGGCGGGGCUCUGCCAGUUGAAGGGGAGAGAAAGGGCCACAGCAGAGGCAGUGGAGGGCGGAGGAGAGGAUCGCGCGGUGCUGCUGUCACCAAGAGCUGGAGGUAGCGACACAGCCAGUGGUCGGGGCACAGAGAGAGGACCCACAGAAAUAGGGACUGAGAAGCAGUCAGGCGGGGAGGCGCCAUCUCCCACCGACAGUCAUGGCCCCGCUGGUCCUGCGCCUCCUCGUCCUCGUCCUCAUCCUCCUCAGCCUGGCAGCCUCCCAGGACUGGAAGACCGAACGCAGCCAGGACCCCUUCGAGAAAUGCAUGCACGAUCCUGACUACGAGCAGCUGCUCAAGGUGGUGACCCUGGGCCUCGAUCGGACCCUCAAGCCCCAGAGGGUGAUUGUGGUUGGCGCUGGCGUGGCUGGGCUGGUGGCCGCCAAGGUGCUCAGCGAUGCCGGACACAAGGUCACCAUCCUAGAGGCAGAUAACAGGAUUGGGGGCCGAAUCUUCACCUACCGGGACCGGAACACAGGCUGGAUUGGGGAGCUGGGAGCCAUGCGCAUGCCCAGCUCCCACAGGAUCCUCCAUAGGCUCUGCCAGGUCCUGGGGCUCAACCUCACCAAGUUCACCCAGUACGACGAGAACACGUGGACGGAGGUGCACGAGGUGAAGCUGCGCAACUACAUGGUGGAGAAGCUGCCUGAGCAGCUGGGCUACGCCCUGCGGCCCCAGGAAAAGGGCCACUCGCCUGAAGACAUCUACCAGAUGGCUCUCAACCAGGCCCUCAAAGACCUGAAGAUGCUGGGCUGCAGAAAGGCAAUGAAGAAGUUUGAAAGGCACACGCUCUUGGAAUACCUCCUCGGGGAGGGGAACCUGAGCCGGCCGGCCGUGCAGCUUCUGGGAGACGUGAUGUCCGAGGAUGGCUUUUUCUAUCUCAGCUUUGCGGAGGCCCUCCGGGCCCACAGCUGCCUCAGCGACAGGCUCCAGUACAGCCGCAUCGUGGGUGGCUGGGACCUGCUGCCACGCGCGUUGCUGAGCUCGCUGUUGGAGCCUGUGCUGUUGAACGCGCCCGUCGUGGCGAUAACCCAGGGGCCGCAUGAUGUGCAAGUGCAGAUCAAGAACUUUCCCCGGGCGCGGAAUCUGAAGGCGCUGAAGGCCGACGUGGUGCUGCUGACCGCGAGCGGGCCGGCGGUGCAGCGCAUCACCUUCUCGCCGCCGCUUCCCCGCCACAUGCAGGAGGCGCUGCGGGGACUGCACUACGUGCCGGCCACCAAGGUGUUCUUGAGCUUCCGCAGGCCCUUCUGGCGCGAGGAGGACAUCGAGGGCGGCCACUCGAACACAGACCGCCCGUCGCGCAUGAUUUUCUACCCGCCGCCGCGCGAGGGCGCGCUGCUGCUGGCCUCGUACACGUGGUCGGACGCGGCCGCGGCUUUCGCCGGCCUGAGCCAGGAAGAGGCGCUGCGCGUGGCGCUGGAAGACGUGGCGGCGCUGCACGGGCCGUUCGUGCGCCAGCUCUGGGACGGCACCGGCGUCGUCAAGCGCUGGGCCGAGGACCCGCACAGCCAGGGUGGCUUCGUGGUGCAGCCGCCGGCGCUCUGGCAAACCGAAAAGGACUACGGGCCGUACGACUGGUCUGUCCCUUACGGCCGCAUCUACUUCGCCGGCGAGCACACCGCCUACCCGCACGGCUGGGUGGAGACGGCGGUCAAGUCGGCGCUGCGAGCCGCCAUCAAAAUCAACAGCCGGGAGGAGCCUGCAUUCGAGACGGCCAGCGCAGAGGGGCAGAGGCAGAGGCAGGGGCAUGCGCAUGGGGUGGCGGGCAGCCCCUCGUAUGACCUGGCAGAGGAAGAGGGCAGCCACCCUCCAGUCCAAGGCCAGUUACCUCUCCAGCACACUACCUACACGAGGACCUGGCAUUAAAGUAUUUUCGGAAAAA